Hippocampus comes (tiger tail seahorse) is the source of this 440-nucleotide messenger RNA. Its product is annotated as ATP-binding cassette sub-family B member 8, mitochondrial-like. Lineage: Eukaryota; Metazoa; Chordata; Actinopteri; Syngnathiformes; Syngnathidae. Gene Ontology annotation, cellular component: mitochondrial inner membrane. The record is from RefSeq and is a predicted model, not a curated record. The transcript has 2 exons. Bases 1 to 357 code for a protein of 118 amino acids. Gene Ontology annotation, biological process: oligopeptide export from mitochondrion. Gene Ontology annotation, molecular function: ABC-type oligopeptide transporter activity; ATP binding; ATP hydrolysis activity.
AUGUAUCCGCUUUACAUCCCAGGCGAACGUGGUGUGACAUUAUCAGGAGGCCAGAAACAGCGUGUCGCCAUCGCCCGGGCCCUCAUUAAGAAUCCGAGCAUCCUGGUGCUGGACGAGGCCACCAGCGCCUUAGAUGCUGAGUCGGAACGUGUGGUUCAGGAGGCUCUGGACCUGGCCACCCGGGGCCGUACUGUGCUCAUCAUCGCCCACCGCCUGAGCACCAUCCAGGCGGCUGACCUCAUCUGCGUCAUGAGCAAUGGGCGCAUUAUAGAAGCUGGAACUCACACGGAACUGCUGGGCCGAGGCGGACUGUAUUGUGACCUGAUCCGAAGGCAAAGAGCUGAGGGACGGAAAUGAACCGUGCUCAAUAUGUUUAUAAAUGUUAAUUAUAGGGCGACAUGGUCGACUGGCCUCACAAUGGAGAGGUGCAGGGUUCGAUU